Molecule: messenger RNA, 1794 nt
Organism: Nicotiana tabacum (common tobacco)
Lineage: Eukaryota; Viridiplantae; Streptophyta; Magnoliopsida; Solanales; Solanaceae
Source: RefSeq, a predicted model, not a curated record
AUCUUUUUUUGCUGGCGCACUUUCUUCAAUUGAUAUUCUCUUUUUUUGCAAUUUCACGGUUGAGAAUUCAUAUUCCAUAUCGAAGAAUCAAUAUAAUUUUGACUAAUUUUCCGCUUUUGCCCAUUUCGUCUCUGUAUAAAUACCAGAAUAAGUUGAUGAGAUUAUCAAGCUGAGAUCGACUCUUUUUCUAAGCAAGUAAACGAGCAGGACCUCUUGGGGCUUACUUUGUAAUCUUAGCUUCGAUUCAUAAUGGGAUUUGAUGAAAGUCAGCAGACUGAUCCACUGGUUGUGAUACGCAAUGGAAAAGAAAUCAUAUUGCAGGCCUUCAACUGGGAAUCUCAUAAACAUGACUGGUGGAGAAAUUUAGAUAGAAAAGUUCCUGAUAUUGCAAAAUCUGGCUUCACAACAGCAUGGUUGCCUCCAGCAAGUCAGUCGUUGUCUCCUGAAGGUUACCUUCCACAGAACCUUUAUUCUCUCAAUUCUUCAUAUGGUUCUGAGCAUCUCUUAAAAGCUUUACUUAAUAAGAUGAAGCAGUACAAAGUUAGAGCAAUGGCGGACAUAGUCAUUAACCAUCGUGUUGGGACUACCCAAGGGCACGGUGGAAUGUACAACCGCUAUGAUGGAAUUCCUUUGUCUUGGGAUGAACAUGCUGUUACAUCUUGCACUGGUGGACGGGGUAACAAAAGCACUGGAGACAACUUUAAUGGAGUUCCAAAUAUAGAUCAUACACAAUCCUUUGUCCGAAGAGAUCUCACUGACUGGAUGCGGUGGCUAAGAUCCUCUGUUGGCUUCCAAGAUUUUCGUUUCGAUUUUGCUAAAGGUUAUUCUCCGAAGUAUGUAAAGGAAUAUAUCGAGGGAGCUAAGCCAAUAUUUUCAGUUGGGGAAUAUUGGGACACUUGCAACUACAAGGGCAGCUAUUUGGAUUGCAACCAAGAUAGUCACAGGCAAAGAAUCGUCAAUUGGAUUGAUCAAACGGGGCAACUUUCAUCUGCAUUUGAUUUUACAACCAAAGCAAUCCUUCAGGAAGCAGUCAAAGGAGAACUCUGGCGUUUGCGUGACUCUAAGGGGAAGCCACCAGGAGUUCUAGGAUGGUGGCCUUCAAGGGCUGUGACUUUUAUUGAUAAUCACGACACUGGAUCCACUCAGGCACACUGGCCUUUCCCUUCAAAUCACAUUAUGGAGGGCUAUGCGUACAUUCUAACACAUCCAGGGAUACCAUCAGUUUUCUAUGACCAUUUCUACGAUUGGGGUAAUUCCACGCAUGACCAAAUAUUUAAGCUGAUUGAUAUCCGAAGGCAUCAAGGCAUACACAGCCGUUCAUCUGUACAGAUUCUUGAGUCACAACCAAACUUAUACGCUGCAACCAUUGGAGAAAAGGUUAGCAUGAAGAUCGGGGACGGAUCAUGGUGUCCUGCAGGCAAGGAGUGGAAGCUUGCAACCAGUGGCUAUCGCUAUGCAGUCUGGCAGAAGUAAUAAGUAGAGCAUAGAGCUAUUCCCUUUCUCAAAAAUAUUAGACUAAAUAUACAUGUCUCGAGCCCGUCACCUACUGCUAAUACUAGAUCCGCCUCUAAGGGUAGGAUGGAGAGAUAAGAGUGUUUUUCCCAUUCAUUAGAAAUUUUAGCAUGGGAUGUAGCAUUACUAAUAAGAGUUCUUGAAUACAAUGGAAUAAGGGAGUUUAUCAAUUCAAUUAUUGUUUUGUACGAGGGAAUAGUCUCAUUUCAUGUAACGAUAUUAAAGGGGUUUUUUUUGGCUCUCUGCUUUUAUGUUAGGAUAAUAAGAAAUUAUAGUUGUAUU